Phytophthora nicotianae INRA-310 is the source of this 480-nucleotide messenger RNA. RefSeq lists its product as hypothetical. The record is from RefSeq and is a predicted model, not a curated record. Lineage: Eukaryota; Oomycota; Peronosporomycetes; Peronosporales; Peronosporaceae. The transcript has a single exon. The coding region runs from base 1 to 480 and encodes 159 amino acids.
AUGCCGGCAGCGCCGACCGCUGCGGCAUCUUCCGCUACGCUUCAUAAUGGGACUCAAUCUUCGACCCUAGUUCCCGUUUCUUCUCCAGCUCCUGCCGAGACUUCGGAGGAGUUGACCGUGGAUUCUCUGCGCGACCUUCUCGCUGAUUCAGCUGACGCAACGGUAGGCUCCGUGAGGACUGCUCUCUUGCCGUACUUGACGCUGAUGGCGCCGUAUCAGGUCCAGCUCAGCAUCUCGCCUCCACUUCAGGGUGACAUUCGCACCCAGCGUCGUCUGAAUGACGCGCUCGGCUUCGACCAAGUGCUAGCGGUGGUUCCACCUCUCUCCGACACGUUGCAGAAUCUUCCUCAUGCAGUCGGCGAGCUCACUGCUCAACUCGAGAUUUCUCGAGAAGAAGGUGCAGCUGCCAAGCGUGGACUUGUUUCUUUCCAGCUCCGAGUUAAGUCUAUGGAGACUCUUCUCAACAAGUCGACGGCUUAA